Molecule: messenger RNA, 2158 nt
Organism: Calypte anna (Anna's hummingbird)
Lineage: Eukaryota; Metazoa; Chordata; Aves; Apodiformes; Trochilidae
Gene: HPDL
Product: 4-hydroxyphenylpyruvate dioxygenase like
Exons: 3
Coding region: 502-1692 (396 amino acids)
Biological process (GO): aromatic amino acid metabolic process
Molecular function (GO): 4-hydroxyphenylpyruvate dioxygenase activity
Source: RefSeq, a predicted model, not a curated record
CCCACCGACCGCGCUCUGGCCUGCACCUGCAAGGGAGUGGGGUCACACAGCGCCGCGGGGCAGGGAGAUGGUGCGGGAUCCUGCGGUCCCCCGGGGUCACCCUUCCCUCGUCCCAAGGAGCUGUGUCCCCAGGCGGAGGCGAGGGACAUACUGGAUUGCGUCCCUAGAAAAGGAAGAGAUGCCACCGCUCUCCCGGAGGUGUCCAGCAUCCAUCCUUCGACACUCGGCCUCAGCGCCCAUCCAAACCCACCGCCCAGUCUAACCCACAAAUCACCUUCAGGCCUUGAAUUUCACAAGGGAGGGAGCUCUCCUCCUCCCAGAGAACAUGGACAGACCUCUUCUCCCCAGGGAAGGAUGUGAAAUGUCAGCCUCCCGCCCAGCCCCUGAUGCUGCUCAUUCAGAGUCUGGAAUCAGGCUCCGCACAAGGUGGAGGAAUGGCUCCUUCCCACAGCCAGCAAGCCCCUCCUGACCCUGUGCAUCCUCCCCACAGCCUGCCCAGCUAUGGCAGCCUCGCUGAGCCGCCCCUGCUUCAUCUCACUCCACAUGCCCUACAGGCAGGGCUGGGCCCAGGACUUGGUCAACACCUUUCGCUUCCAGCCGGUGGCCGUGCGGGAGACGCCCCGUGUCCGGCAGUUGGCCUUGCGUCGGGGAGCCGCCAUCUUCCUCGUCAACGAGCGCCUGGCACCGGGGCCCACCAGCACCUCCUCCUGUGAUUUCCUCUACGACGUGGACCCCCAGCCUACCCUGGGCACAGCGUCCAAUGUUUGCUUUGAGGUGGAUGAUGUGCCAGGGCUUUGCAAGCAGCUGCAGAGCCAGGGAUGCUCCCUGCCGGUGCCCCCCACAGAGGUGAGGGAUAACGGUGGCUCCGUCAUCUAUGGGGUGGCAAGCUCCAUCGUGGGCAACAUCAGCCAUACUCUUCUGGACCGAUCCCAUUACCGGGGACCAUUUCUUCCUGGUUUCCAGCCCAUCCAAGGAGUCCCCUCAGCUGCAGGGGAUGGUAUAGAUAUCAAUCACUUUGACCACAUCACAUACGUCUGCCAGCGGGGCAGUGCCCGGGCAGCUCUGGACUGGUACCAGCGCUGCUUUGGCUUCCACCGUUUCCUGCUGAACCCACAGGAGAGGCCAGCUGAGGGGUACGUGCUUGGUGGACAAGGGGUGGGCAUGCUGCUUAUGGCAUUGCAGAGUGCCCAGGGUGCCCCAUCACAUGGCUGCAAGCUUGUCCUUGCUGAGUCCCUCUCAGAGGAUGGCACCAACCAAGUUGACACUUUCCUAGAGCAGCACGGGGGGCCUGGGAUCCAGCAUGUCGGUCUCCACACCACUGAUAUUGUCUCCACAACUAAAGCUUUGCAGCAGUGGGGUGCACAGUUCUUCACGCCCCCUGCCACCUAUUACAGCCACGGGGGCAAAGCAGAGGAGAUCCAGAGUGCUGGGCAGGACCCCCACAAGCUGUCAGAGCUGGGCAUCCUGCUGGACACCAUGAUACCCAGGGACAAGGGCUGGCCAGCCACCGAUGUCAUAGAGACCCCUUCCCAGGAAUAUCUGAUGCAGAUCUUCACCCAUCCCAUCUUCUCUGAGGAGACCUUCUUCCUGGAGCUCAUUGACCGUCGGGGAGCGCUAGGCUUUGGGGAAGGCAAUAUAAGGGCACUGUGGAAAGCUGUGCAGGUCUAUAUGGACCAGCAGCAGCAGCAGUAGUGACGGCAGCGCAUUGUUCCUCCUUCAGUUCCCCACCCUCUCUGGCCCAGGCUUGGAGGAAUAGGCCACUGUAGAGAUACCAGCAGGUGCCUUUGGCAGGGACCAAGGUAGGUCUCCGGGUCAAGCCAGAGCAAAAUUCAGUGUGACAGCAGGUUGCUUAGAGCUGGGCCCACAUCCCCUGGGAUAGAAAAUGAUUUCUCCCUUUCCCUGGGUUCCCAUUUAUCAGCCUCAUGUGAAGAACUUUCUGCCUUAGUUUCAUCUUGAUCUAAUCAGACGUGUGGCAUGGCUGAAAACACUGUCAUCAGGAACACCCCCAGAUGUAGAGGGAUGAGAGGCAGCCAGAGGGGAGUGGAUAACCCAAGGGCCAUGAACACUGUUUUUAUCAACAGUUACCACCCAGAGCAUGACCAGCUCCUGUACAGGGCAAGUGAUGGUCUCUGGCUUCUCUCAAUUAAAGAAUUAACCU